AAAGAACUAAUUUUUGUAUUUAAAAGAAGAAGAAAAAAAAAAUUCAAAAAACAAAAGUAUGAAAACUAUUUCAAGUUUUCAACACCUCGAAAGCAUUUGAACGUUAGAGUACAACCCCUUAAAGCAGCGUGGCCUUAACGUAUUUCAGUUGCCGCUUAACGAUUCAGGGUAAGAACCUAAAGAAGCCUCCAGAAACACGCAGAAAAGCACGCAGUGAGAGUGAAACGGGAUGGAGAGAUACCAGAGGGUGGUGAAGCCCAAACCGGAGCAACCCGUUAACGAAAAUGAAAUCCGAGUCACAGCUCAGGGUCUCAUUCGCAAUUACGUCACUUACGCUACUUCCUUGUUCCAGGACAAGAACGAGAAGGAGAUUGUGCUGAAGGCGAUGGGGCAGGCUAUUAGUAAGGCUGUGGCUGUAGGAGAGAUUAUCAAGAAGAGAAUCCCUGGAUUACAUCAAAAUAUAUCAACUAGCUCUACAACUAUAACUGAUGCCUAUGAGCCCAUUGAAGAGGGCUUAAAUCUGUUGGAGAUGAAGCGGCAGGUCUCCUUGAUUAGUAUUGCUUUAUCAACUCUUGAGCUGAACAAGACUUCUCCAGGGUACCAAGCUCCAACUGUGAUGCGGGAAGAAGGUGAAAAACAGCAAGAGCAGGAGAAUAAACAAUCUAUCAUUUCAUCUACAGAUAUUGAUGAAGAUAAUGUUGGAGGCCGCUUGCAAGGUAGAGGUGGAGGUCGUAAUAGAGGUAGAGGCAGAGGGAGAGGCCGUGGUCGAGGGAUGGGUUGGUAUGGUGAUUAUCAAGAAAAUAGCGGAUAUUAUUAUUGGGGUGCUCGAGGGGAACGAGGUGGAGGCGGAGGCGGAGGCGGAAGUUGGGGAUACCGUGGGGCUGGAUACGAACGAGGUAGAGGAAGAGGCCGAGGUUACAGCUAUGAUGGAGGAAGAGGCUGGGGGUAUGGCUAUGGCAGUGAAAGAGGCCGGGGGUACGGCUACGGUGGAGGAAGAGGCCGUGGCUACGGCUACGGCUAUAGCAGCGGAAGAGGCCGGGGCUACGGAGGAAGGGGCAGAGGUGAUCAAGAAUAGUUAGACCAAGGAUUAGCCUCUGCAGUUUACUUGGAUGGUAACACAUAGCUUAGUAUAAAGAGAUACUAUCUGCAACAAAUUUUGUCUUGUAUAUUAUCAUGUGAACAUUGUAGUUUUUGUUCAUUUUGAUGUUUCUUGUCUUUGAUUCGUAUAA
Molecule: messenger RNA, 1229 nt
Organism: Salvia miltiorrhiza (redroot sage)
Lineage: Eukaryota; Viridiplantae; Streptophyta; Magnoliopsida; Lamiales; Lamiaceae
Exons: 8
Coding region: 230-1075 (281 amino acids)
Molecular function (GO): RNA binding
Source: RefSeq, a predicted model, not a curated record